Messenger RNA from Contarinia nasturtii (swede midge), 3734 nucleotides. RefSeq names its product large proline-rich protein BAG6. Gene Ontology annotation, molecular function: polyubiquitin modification-dependent protein binding; misfolded protein binding. Bases 205 to 3576 code for a protein of 1123 amino acids. Gene Ontology annotation, cellular component: BAT3 complex. The transcript has 14 exons. The record is from RefSeq and is a predicted model, not a curated record. Lineage: Eukaryota; Metazoa; Arthropoda; Insecta; Diptera; Cecidomyiidae.
UUUCAUUGUAAUUUUUUGUGUCUGGACUGACACCAUACAAGAAAAUUAAUUUCUUCCCUUAAAUUUGUUAUUUGGCAACGGUAUCAAUAUAUAACAAAAGUUUUUCGUAGAUAGGAUACAUCAAUCAAAAAGACAGAGUCAUUUUCAACUUUAAACAUUUUAUUUAGCUCGAUAUAGUGUGGAUUCGCAGAACAUUUUUUCAAUAUGGUGAUAAAUUUACGAGUGAAAACAUUGGAUUCACAGGAUCAUGAAUUCUCGGUUGAAGAUGACAUUACUGUUAGACAACUCAAAGAGCGUAUUCAUGAAAAGACCAAUGUGGAAAUUGAUCUGCAACGGCUUAUUUAUUGUGGACGAGUCAUGAACGAUGAUCAUCCAUUAAGCGAUUACAAUGUUAAUGGAAAGGUUAUACAUUUGGUUCAGCGUCCACCACCUGGUACAACGCGAGCCAGCAGCAGUAGUAAUACAGAAUCCGCUUCAACUGAUCGUCAUCGUAAUACUGACGGUGGCCGAAAUAAUGUGCCAUUCAUCCAUGUUUUGGAUGGUACCGUCCUGGGCGCAAUGGCAAUUCCCAUGAAUACAAAUAGUGGUACCACACAAUCAAUUACACAUUCAAUGAAUCCAUCAUCAACAUUGUGCAUGAACAGAAUCACUGUGGCUCGACACAUGUUGAAUUGUGUUAACAAUAUAGCCAAUUACCUGGAAAAUCCUGAACGGGGUUUAAAUAAUACUGACAUGGACAUUUUGGCCCAACAAACAAUGGAAUCGACAGUAUUUGAAGUUGGCAUAUCAGCCGUAAGCGAUCCUGAUGUGCCGCAACAAGAUGUUCAAAAUGUUGUUCAACUAUUCCAAGGAGCUGUUUCAGCUGCCUUCCAACAGAAUGGUUUGCCAAAUAUAACAGUUGACUCUGUUAACGGAACCACGCAGGCAACAAUUCCGUUAGUUUUCGGCGCAACUGCAGCGCCUGCUAUUGAAAUGAAUGCAGCAACACUGGGUAAUCCAACAGUCCGUGUUAUUGGCGUUAGUCAAAAUCCGAAUGGCACAAAUUCCCAAUCAGCAUCGUCGAGUAGUACAUCGUCCAAUUCAACAACGAGCUCCUCAAGUUCGACUUCCACCAAUCAAACUCGAUCAUCUGAUCAAAACACGAGUGAUUCAAGCGAUGAGGCUUCUUCAAAUUCGCAACAAACAACUAGCCCACAAACAUUAGCUGAAGUUGUUCAACAGAUGCGUACAGUUCAAACGCGCCUUGAACCAUUUAUACAACAGUACUACGAUAUUUUACAAAAUGAACCGACGUUUGAAGAAAAUGAUACAAGCGCACGCGAAAGUGCACAGCGUAUCUUUGAUCGUGUUUCUGAAGCUCUUCAUUACUUUUCGCAUGCUCAACAUGCCAUCAGUGAUUUGAUGUUAGAUUUAUCAUCAAAUACACCAAGACAUCUAUGUUGUCGCCCAAUAUUGGUCGAACAAUCUGCUUUUGUUAGCUCUGGUUUCGCCAUACCGAGCAUGAUUCAUCAUAUACCACGCCGAACUGAUGCAAAUGGAAACAAUAACACAAAUAACAACAACAAUAAUAAUACUAAUAAUAACAACAAUAACAACGCUACGGCCAACAAUAAUGCUUCGCAAAAUACAAAUGAUGGGGCUGCUGUAACCGAAUCAACUGCAACACGUCGAACCAACGUAUCCAGCGAUACCAUUUCGCAAUCAUUGCGCUCAGCUGCAACUCAAUUUCCAGUGGCACGUUUGAUUCAAGCCGUUAUGGAUUCGGUGCCUGCAAAUGCAGAUGUUCAUGUUGAAAUCAAUCAAAAUACACCCGUUGGAUUUGAAUCACAGAUUGAGAUUCAACCACAACAACAACAGUCAGCAAAUUCAACAAGUUCAACAACGACAAACACCAAUUCCGAAACAGAAGGCAGCCAAUUCAGAGUAACAACAGCUACGCAUCCAACAACCUCAACUCAAACACGGUCUACUGCACGACCACAUGCCACCACUGGUAUACCAGUUGGUCAAAUUCGAAAUUUGCGACCAGCAAUGCAACUCUCGUCAUUCGACCGUUACUUACCGUGCAAUAGUCAUCAUAUUCACGAGCCAGAAAAUCAGCAGCAACAACAACAGCAACAACAACGACAAUCCCAGCAACAGUCGCAACAACAACCACAACCACGCGCCAAUCGUAUAAACAUUCAACGCACACCACAAGUUCAUAUUCAACGUUCUGUUCCGAAUUCGGUUCGAUUUGCAAAUUUCCUUAGCAAUCACCUACAAAACCAAUUGCAACAACGAUCGACUGCAGCACCAGCAGCUGUGUCUAGUGCACCCACAACGCCUCUACAAACAUCGGCACCAUCAAAUGCAUCAUUGUCAUCAAAUAGUUUGAACGAUUCCCAAUUGAAUACAGUCAUCCCAAUAUUUGGUUCGAAUGAAAUUCAAUUGCAGAUCCGCGAUUUGGUCAAUGUAUCACCCACCCCAACAACAUUGAAUCGCAUUCGAAGUGAACUGCGUGAAUUUUUGAUGGUGAAACUAUCGUUAAACUCAAGUCCGAGCGAAGAAAAUGUUGCACUGGCGGUAAACCAUGUGAUUUCACUUUUGAAUCAAUUCUUUUUGAUGUUGCCGGAAUUGAGCAUUCCCGACUAUGAUGCAAGAGCUUCAAUUGAAAAUUUAAUGCGUCGAACAUUGCCAGUUAUGAUCCGUUUAAUUCGAGAUGAUGAAUCAGUUGAGUUUGGUACUCAGAUGCUGCAUGAAAUUUCCGAAUUUUCGAAAAAAUUCAUUGUAAUUUUGUUGCAUUCAAUUGGCCGCCCCAGUGCUCAAGACUAUCUGAAAAAUGUGGUCGAAGCCAUCUUCACAAGUAUAUUUGCAAGCGCUGCAAAUGAAGAUACGUCACGGGUCGCCUUGCAGUGGUUACGGCGCCAUAUAAAUGAUGAAAUUUUACGCCGAUUCCAAGAUAUUCGAUUGGAUUCAAUAGAUGUGAUUGAGUUUUUGGUCAUUCGUCGACCGCCACCACCGACGCCAACAGAUCAACGUCCAGGCGAUUUAAUGGAAACAGAUGCCGAUGAUGAAACAAACAACGAAACAAUGAACGCCGAAGCAAAUGAACCAGCCGAAGAUGUCGAACCAUUGCCCACAAUUACAUUCGGUUCAGAAAGUUGGCACAGUAAUUUUCCAGCUCCUUGGUUACCAAUCAUUACACGUGAUAUAUCACGUCAACGACGGCAGAGCCCACAAAGACCAUUCAGUGAUGCAUAUCUUUCGGGAAUGUCAUCAAAACGUCGCAAAUUAAUAAACAACUCAAAACCAGCAGCAGCUGAGCCAAAUAACAUUUUGCCUCAAUCAGUGCGUCACGUGUUGCAAUCACGCAUAUCACAUGGUUCGAGCGGUGCAUCUACAUCAUCGGCAUCCGUUGCAAGUACAGCAGCUUCAAUAGACGAUGCUAUUUCCACAAAUCAACACAUUAACGAGCCAUACGGAUCAUACGAAACGGCCAUUUUAAGUCAUGUUCAAAAUCGAAUUCGAACCGACACCAAUUUCACGCCCGAACGUUUUCCAAACUGUUCCAAAUGGAUUAAUAAAAAUAAAUAGGAAUAAUAUAAUGUCUGAUUUAAGUCCGCUGACAAGAAUAAUCCACUUCAAUAAUGAAACUGACAACAUUAGAUGACAAAUCUCACAACUAUUACCAAAUACUAUUAAAACGAUGAAAAUUAACAAAAAAACAAAAAAAAAAAAAAAAAAAAAAAAAA